Messenger RNA from Gigantopelta aegis, 1152 nucleotides. RefSeq names its product chaoptin-like. NCBI's taxonomy places the organism in Eukaryota, Metazoa, Mollusca, Gastropoda, Neomphalida, Peltospiridae. Gene Ontology annotation, molecular function: protein binding. The transcript is spliced from 2 exons. The record is from RefSeq and is a predicted model, not a curated record. The coding region runs from base 136 to 1152 and encodes 338 amino acids.
GCGCUAUAGAGAAAGGGUGUAUAAAUUAAAAGAGCCUGCGUCCUUGGCACCCGGUCAUUCCCGUGGACGAAGCUAAGCGGACAGGACUAAACAUCUUUAUCGGAUUACCACAUCCAGGUCUACGCAAGGACAAGAAUGUUCAGUAUGACUUAUCGACAUGUAUGGGCACUCUUAGCGGUUCUUCUCUUCACACGCGACCUUGCAUUUGAAGACACUUCCACCACGAAAUGUCCAAGUGUGUGCCAGUGUCGACACCACAAAAUCGCGAUAUGUGGCAAAUACAACCCCGGCCUGACAAGCAUUCCUGCGGUGCCAUCUUACAUAAAGACAUUCGUAUUGCUAAAUGCCAGAAUUCCUAUAGUUAACAGGUCGGUUCUGUUACCAAUUUCUACCUGCGUCUUGCAUACUCUGGAACUUCCCGGCGACGGUAUAACGGUUCUAGCAGAGGAUACGUUCACAGACUUCCAGGACCUCGAGAAACUUGACCUCAGUGGAAAUAUCAUUCCAGUACCUUUGUUGAGAAUGGCUUUUCGGUCUGUUGGAAAACACUUGAAUACAAUCAUUCUCAGUAACAUGAGCUCGAACAACGUCAAUGAGGACCUGUUUAAAGACACCAAUGUUCAAAACGUGUCAGCAUUUAUUUUUAAGCACAACUACCUUUCGUUUCUAAACGAGUCUGUGUUCGCAAACAUGCCAUCAUUGUCAAUGUUGGAUGUGAGUUACAAUCAUAUACAAAGUCUUUCCAGCUGGCAAACAAUGAACAUUAGGAUUAUAAAUAUUGGAUACAAUUGGCUGAGAAAGGUGCCAGAUUUCUGCUGGCCCAAUGGCAGCACCCGUUAUAACAGAUUGGAAAACCUGAAUGUUGAGAAUAACGGAAUUUGGACAAUUAAGAAGUCUUCAUUUUCUUGUCUCGACAAUCUAAAGAAACUGACCUUAAAUGGCAAUCAAAUGGGACUCAUCCCAAACAAUGCCUUUAGAAAACUCCCUCGGUUAGAAAUUUUGAAUUUAAAUUCUCUCGAUCAACUGAAAACUAUAGACAAGUUUGCAUUUAACUCAACCAUUCUGCGGCUCCAGUUAUUAAAAAAUCCUAAAAUAACACAGGAGUUGUUUAAGAAUGGAAUUCCUUUUCGUUUUGCCACUAAAUUAAAAUAA